Molecule: messenger RNA, 2402 nt
Organism: Pantherophis guttatus
Lineage: Eukaryota; Metazoa; Chordata; Lepidosauria; Squamata; Colubridae
Product: olfactory receptor 2B8-like
Biological process (GO): G protein-coupled receptor signaling pathway
Cellular component (GO): membrane
Molecular function (GO): G protein-coupled receptor activity; olfactory receptor activity
Source: RefSeq, a predicted model, not a curated record
UUACCCACCUUGGAAGGAUGGAAGGCUGAGUCAACCUUGAGCCUGGUGAGAUUUGAACUGCCAAAUUGCAGUCAGUCAGCAGAAGUAGCUUGCAGUACUGCACUCUAACCACUGUGCCACCGUUGGCUCAUAUGUUAAUUAUCCAAGCAAUCUAAAAAGCCAUUUGAGGAGGACGGAAAGAGCCUCUGUCUGACUUUUGGAUUUUCAUCGGCAAGGUACAGCCACAACUGUAUUAUAACUGGUGGGCAACAUGAACUUGUGCAAAGGCUCUCCUAGCAGCAACUGACACCUGUUCCUUGAACAGGAGUUGUGAGUCCAGGAGAACCCCCAAGGUUCAGACCGAGUCUUUCUGGGGGAGUGCCAUCCCAUCCUGAGUCAAAGGUGACAAAGUCCCAGAUCCUGGGCAUACCCAAAGCCAUUUAAUUUUGUCAGGUGACAACUGUCCAGUAGGCAAAUCCAGAAAAAGAAACUCCUGGGACAAUAUUUUACCAAGAAUACAAAGUUUACUGAAUAAAUCCAUCAUCAUCACUUCAGAGGACGUUACUCAAGGGUGAAAGGCCUUUUGGGGAAGGGAAAUACAUGCCUGCGAUGAUUAAUCUCUCUCCUAAUUAAUGUUAGGAUUCUAGUUCUUGAUGGUUUUUCUUCCGAAUGCAGCAGACAAUAAGAAGAUAAUCGCUUCCUUGUCCAUGCUGACAUCCAGAAAAAGAGUUCUUGCUGUCUGCAGCACAGGAUCCUCUGCAUAGUCACAGCUGGUAUCUUGGGAUGCAGUGUUGAACCAGAAUAACCAAGGCUGAAUUAAAGAGGCUGAUCAGAAGAGGAACUGGUAGGAUGUUCUACAAAAAUGCAUCAUGGAAAGAAAGUAGCCAAAGUUAUCAUGGAGAAUUCAUUUUAUUGGGAGUGGCUGACCGCCCUUACUUGGAGAUGUUGCUCUUUGGACUUGUUCUGACUUGCUACAUGAUAACUCUGUUGGGCAACACAACCAUCAUUAUCGUAUCAAGAUUAGAUCCUCAUCUCCAUAUCCCCAUGUAUUUCUUCCUCAGCAACCUUUCCUUUCUUGACCUUUGUUAUACCACCAGUCUCGGGCCCCAUAUGUUGAUGAACUUCUGGAGAAAAAACAAGACUAUAACUUAUGGUGCCUGUGUGGCUGAGUUAUACAUCUCUCUUGCUCUGGGCUCCACGGAGUGUAUUUUGUUGGCUGUCAUGGCCUAUGACCGCUAUGCCGCCAUCUGUCAUCCACUGCGUUAUACUACCAUUAUGAGCCAGUCUCUGUGUUUCUCAUUGGCUACUGUCUCCUGGGGAAGUGGCUUCAGCAAUUCAGUAAUUCAAACAGUCAUGACUCUUAGUCUUCCACGUUGUGGGCAGAACCAGAUAGACCACUUUUUCUGUGAGGUACCAGCCUUAAUCAAAUUGGCCUGUGUGGAUACCUCUUUUUACGAGGCAGAGCUCUUUGCUUCAAGUGUGGUGUUUCUUCUACUACCCCUGGGCCUCAUCACAGUAUCUUACAGCUAUAUUGUGGCUGCAGUACUGAGAAUCCGCUCAGCUGAAGGCAAAAGUAAGGCUUUCAACACCUGUGCCUCCCACUUGAUGGUGGUGUCCCUCUUCUAUGGCUCAGCCAUCUCCAGUUAUCUCCAAUCUCCAUCCAAUUAUUCCCGCGACCAAGGCAAGAUGAUUUCCCUCUUCUAUACCUUUGUCACCCCCAUGCUUAAUCCACUGAUCUACACUUUAAGGAACAAAGAGAUUCAGAAAGCCAUCCAAAGAAUAAUAAAGAUAAAAAAUAAAGAAGAUCAAUAACGAAGGUCAAUGACUAAUGAAGGCCACAACUUUAUUCAGCAGAACAAGGUCAAUACUUUUAACAAAUACUCAUGUUUCAUUGCUAGUAUACUCUUUUUUUUUGUACAAACUCUUGAACAUUUUCUUCCUGUUUUGUAUCAUCUUUGGAAUAAUUCAGGGAGUCAGAUUAUAUUAAAAGUUUCAGUCCUUCACCCAUGGUACACAAAUACCUCUCUUUAGGAAUUUAAACCUGUACUCAGGAGAUAAAAGCGAAACAUUCCAACAACAUCUGGACAAAGAAGUUGCUUUUAUUUGAAGCUUCAAUAAAAGAAACCACUUUUAUUAUUUCAGCUAAUAAAUGUUUUGUUAACAUUUUUCAACUGCUUGUUUCUGAUCUUGCCACUCUCAGUCCUCUUAAAACAGUCACAUCCCCCAAAAAUGUAUUUCCCCAUCAAAGAUCAGACAUCACAUUUUUACCAAAUGGCCAGAUAAAAUGCCAUUGACAGGGCCAGAAAACUUCAUGUAUCUGAUAAGGCAGCACUCCACAAAUGUUUAUGCCAUAAUAAGUUAAUAAAUGAUUUAUUUCCUAUGACUCUUGUUGCAUUUCCAAGUACUGGUUCUAAUUUGGUUUU